CAGAAACCCUCUGUGUUGCCUCUUGUCGACGAUUGCAAGCAAGCAGCUACCAAAGGAGAGGAAAGGACACCAGAGUUCCCAGACCCGCUAACAGAGCGGAACAACACCCGGACAGGGACGCACGCAGGGUUCACCUCGCGUUGGAUUUGCUUCGGCUCGAUCGGAGAGAACCAAACAAUCCAAGCCGCAACGAUCACAAAGAUGGCCGACAACACGCUUUCGGUGAAGAUUGGCGGGCGGAUUGUUUCGCCGCACCUGCCGAUCGUCGAUGGAUCGCCUUCUUCGGGCCACGAGCUAACCUUYGACAGCUCCCUGCAGAAAUUCGUCGGGGACAACAUUCCGCUCGAAAGCACCGAGGGGAUACAAACCAGGGAACGAGUUCUGAGCCGCAUGGGGGUGUUGUGCCGGGCCUGGAUCAAGAGCGUCUGCGAAAAGCGUGGGCUUCCCAGAGAGGUCGUGAAUUCGGCCGGUGGGCAGCUCUUUACAGCCGGUUCGUAUCGAUUGGGAAUCCACGAACCGGGUGCCGACAUUGGUAAGUCAAAAGCGAACAAGGAGUCGGGCAAAGCGAAAYCGCCCCGAUCGUCCRUCGUUUUGUGUUUGCCGAUAYUCUUCUUCUGCGCACUAACUAUGYCCGUUGCUUCCUCGAAACGGCUCCGCAAUCGAAAACCACAACGGCGACACCAAAUGGCUCCAACCAGAUGCUCUGUUGGUGAUGCCGAGCAUGUGUACACGGCAAGAUAUUUUUGGAACCUCCACCACCGAGGACGGAGAAAGCCUUCCGAUCGACCCGGACUCGCUGGCCGAGCGGGUCAGGGCGCACCCCGACGUCACAAACUUCGUCCCGGUCGAGGGCGCGGCGGUUCCCAUCCUGACCUUCGAUUGGGAGGGCGUGAACAUCGAUCUGCUCUUUGCCCGGCUCAACACGGCGUGCGUCCCGCCCGAUUUCGACAUUGACAACGACGCAAACCUGGACGGCGUCGACGCGGGGACGAGCCGAACAAUGAACGCCACCCGGGUGACGAACCUGAUCGCGGCCCUGGCGUCGGGGACGAGGGAGCGGUACCAGACCUUCCUGACGGUGGUCCGGUGCGUCCGUAAGUGGGCAAAGGCGCGGGGGCUGUACUCCAACAAAAUGGGGUACUGGGGCGGAGUGAACAUCAACAUCGCCGUAGCCCUGUGCGUGCAGCUCUAUCCCAAUAGCUCCCCGGCUAGUUUGCUGCGCAGAUUUUUUCUGGUCUUCAAAACAUGGUACGUAGCGCAUGGAUUCUGAUUUGAUCGUCACAAUCACCCUCGGCGACAUCAUUUCGUCGUUCUCGGUUGUGGUUUCGAARUGCAGMCCCCCUUACCUGGCUUCUUUCUCUCUUCCUCUUGCACAUUGAUACGAAUAAUUAGGAGAUGGCCAAAACCUCUCAUGUUGACAAAGCCUCACGAUGCUGGUUAUGGCCUGCCGGUAUGGGCCCAGGGCCCGCAAACUGCACGGCAGGUAGCUCCGAUGUUGACUCCGGCAUAUCCAUCCAUGAAUUCCAUGGCAAACGUUUCGCGGCAAACACUUCAAAUCUUCCACGAGGAAUUCUGCAGGGGUUUCGAAAUCAUCGAUCGGCUGUGGAAGCAACACGAGGCGAGUGAAAAGAGGAAAGCUAAAUCAGGGAACGACGCCGAGGACGAUGCCGAUCCCCUAGACUGGGCCGAACUCUUCCGUCCCUCCGAUUUCUUUAUCGCCUACCCAUACUAUCUGAGUCUGUGCAUAGUAGGUCCGACACAAGCCGACGAACAAGCCUGGGUUGGUUUCGUCGAGUCCAGACUGAGAAUUCUGGUCUCCGGCCUGCUGGGGAAAUCGUUGCCACUCUCCAAGAUCCAGUUGUGGCCCAAGAAAAUCGAAGCGUGCGUCGCCGAUCGGUCGGCCUUGCUGACAAUGGACCAGAGGAGAAACAGCAUCACCUACUUUGUUGGCUUCCUUGUCGACAAGUUGCGGAUGCGUGGAUCGCAGCUCAACGUAGAGCUACAAAUGCAACAUUUCCGAGACUGGGAACUGUCUAAGUUUUCACCGCUCGUCCCCGGGAUGGAUGUCAUGGCCAAGACGUUUACGUGCAAGCACUUGCCUCUUAUUUGCUUCGAAAUGUACGACGGGGGAAAACAAAACGCCAUGAAGCGCCGGCGAAUGCUUCGAAACAUCGACCCGAAACGACAGGAACGGAGACGAGCAAAGAAACUCGCCGACCUCAAAGCAAAGAUGGCAGCGAUCCAGAAGCGAAAAGCGGCGGCUGCGGCCGAAAGYGCYAUGAAAUCCGAGACCGACAACGACGACGAGGAAGGUGGAAAGAAACGAAAGCGUUCGGAUUCCGAAACGGGAGACGAGCUCGACGAAACAACGGCCGUAAAGGAGGAAGCCGCCCCUGUUUCCCAGGACGAGAACGACRCGAAUGACGACRGUGGAAACAACGGCGAAGAAGAUCUUCUCGAAAACGCUCUGGACACGCUGCAGGAAGCGGAGGGCGGCGAACGCAAGACACGGGAAGACGCAGAGGCCGAUCGAAAGAAGCUGUUGUCGGGAGAAUUGUUGGUGGAAGGUGCAGAACUCGACGGCGACCACGACGAAGACCUCGAUUUCAUCGGGGACGGGGAAGAGGGCAGAAGAAGUUUUGUCGUCCAGCGGUCCAAGUCGCGGAUGCAGCCGACCGAGGAGAACGAAAAACUGUACCGCGACAUCCGGGCCCUGCCCAUGAAAGAGGAGGAAGCCCAGCUGCUCCGGAGCGCCGGSUACACGGUCGUUAGCGAUGCCGAAACAGAGACCAAGAUCAUCGGCGGCAACAUGCCAACCCCGUAUCGCAGCAGGACGGAUGACGACGAGAACGGCGACGGCGAGGCACCCAAUGGAACCAAGAARAAAAAACCAAAGGCCAGCAUCUUGUUCCGCACGAAAUUCGACAUCGUGGAYCUCGACGCAGCCGGGCACAUCAUCGACAAGGGCGACGACGACUUCACUCCUUCCAAGUCGUGGAAGGGCCGCAAAGCAGGSUUCGAGUUCAAACUGGGCGAACGAGGACUGGGAUAUUAUCGCACCGGGAAAAAAGUUGUGGUGCCCUCRAAUACUGCCUAUUGAUAAAAUAUCGUACACUUUGAUCGGUCUUUUGCAACAAAUCACCCUAUACUUA
Molecule: messenger RNA, 3152 nt
Organism: Pseudo-nitzschia multistriata
Lineage: Eukaryota; Bacillariophyta; Bacillariophyceae; Bacillariales; Bacillariaceae
Source: the annotation of a GenBank genome assembly